GAGGGAGUUACGUCAUUGAGAACAAAUCAAUCCCCCUUUCCAGGGCAAUGGGCAGUGAGCAUUCAGGAUAUGAAUGGUGGAAAAUCUCUUUUUUUAAAACAAAAAAUAUUAUCAUGGAGAGUUUUCUCCUAAGUUUGAAACCUAUAUACCCCACUACCUACAAGGAAUCUUGUCUUGGAUUUCCCAUAUGCACCUGAGAGCCGAAUCACAUGUUGUCUCUCUCCUGCUUAAGACUUCUCAGUAGGUUUCCCAUGACCUACAGAAUUAAGUUGAAACUCGUAUGCUUGGCAUAUGAGGCCUGUUGUGAUCUGGCCCCAGGGUGAGUUUCUGGCAACUUUCACCAUUCCCUUCCUUUUUGUAAUGCUGAAUCACGAAGAAUUCUCUCACAUACCUUGGCAUCUCUAUGCUUUGGCUGGCUCUUUACAUGGAACUCCCUUCCACCUUUUGUUACCUGGAAAAAUCUUAUUUCCCCAGGACUCUGCUUGGGCAUCCCCUGUAGGAAGAAAUCCUUCACUAAACCCCCAAUUGUCCUAAAUGCCUUUUGUCCAUUCUCUCAUAGCACCCUAUGAGUUUCUCUAUUUUUUAUGACUUUACAUUUUAUAGUUAAAUGAUCUGUUUAUUUGUCUGUCUCUCCCACUAAAAAUCUAAGCUGAGAGAGGCUAUAUCAGAUCAUAGUUAUAUUAGUAUCCCUAGUGCUUAGAUCAAUACUUGGCAUAUGAUAUUUGAAAGCUUUCUAUCUAAAUGAGCUGGCCCGACUUGCAUAUGGUUGGUUAUGUUCUGAGGCCCUGUCACUGAACUUGGUCUUUUAUCUCAGAAGUUGAAGGUCCCCCUAGAGCCACCUGCAAAGUUCCCAGAACACUAAUAACAUCACAGCCAAUUAACUACAGAGUGGCUGCCCUGAGUCCCAAACACAAAGUCCAAGGCUUGAAGAAAGGAGCAGGAGAACAUGGAAGCUACCCAGUCCACAUGUCUGUUUCUCUUCUUUCUCCUCACACGUGGGCUGCCUCCAGAAGUUGCUGCAGACGUUCAGGAAUCCUCAGAUGGCCCCAGUGCUGCUCAAGAGCCCGUGUGGCUCACAGAUGUCCCAGCUGCUGUGGAAUUCAUUGCUGCUGCUGAAGUAGCCGUCAUAGGCUUCUUUCAGGAUUUGGAAAUACCAGCAGUGUCUCUAUUUCACAGCAUGGUACAGAAAUUCCAAGAUGUGUCCUUUGGAGUCAGCACCAGUUCUGAGGUUCUGAUUCACUACAACAUCUCCGGCAACACCAUUUCCCUCUUUCGUCUGGUGGAUAAUGAACAACUGAAUUUAGCAAGCGAAGAUAUUGAAAGCAUUGAUGACAUCAAAUUAAGCCGUUUCAUUGAGAUCAACAACCUCCACUUGGUGACAGAGUACAACCCUCUGUCUGUGGUUGGCCUAUUCAACAGCUUGAUUCCGAUUCAUCUUCUCCUGAUAAUUAACAAGGCCUCCCCAGGGUAUGAAGAGAACAUGCACAGAUACCAGAAGGCAGCUAAGCUCUUCCAGGGGAAGAUUCUUUUUAUUCUGGUGGACAGUAGUGUGAAGGGAAAUGGGAAACUGAUAUCAUUUUUCAAACUUAAGAAGUCUCAGUUGCCAGCCUUGGCGAUUUACCAGACUGUGGACGAUAAGUGGGAUACAUUGCCCAUAACAGAGGUCUCAGAGGCGCAAGUGCAAAACUUCUGUGAUGGAUUCCUACGGGGGGAACGAUUGAGAGAAAAUGAUGAAUCGGGAGAAAAGGCUCAAAAGGUGGAACUCUGAUUUCUCCAUGACACUUCUGCAUACUACCAAAUAUCUACUUUAUGCUGAAUACAAACGGGCAACUCAAACCUCAAAGACACUAAACAGGAUCAUCAGGCCUUCCAACCACACACACACAUACGCUCACACACACACACGCACACACACACUCACAUGCAUGCACACACACUUGUACACACAUACACACUCACAUGCACACACACACGCACACACACCCUGCCCCAUUUUAUUCCUUAUAAUCUCAUUUGCGCGCUUUCCUUCUCCUUUUGUUUUUUUAUUUUCUUUAUCUCUCACUAUCUACCCAAUUUUCUUAUAAGCGUUCCUACUGUGUAGUUUCAUCUGUAAUAUCACUGGAUGGAGGCUUUCAGAUAAAUACUGUGAUACCUACAAAGGAGACACAUUUUUAGAGAGAGAUUGUGCUGGCUUGUCAUUUAACACCGAAUUUGUACCCUUUGUGACUUACACACAACACAGUCUCUGCUCUUUUGGGGUGACUGAAGGGUUGAAGCUCUACCUUACCUCACAAGCAUAGAUGCCCUCUCUGACUCAGGACCAAGAACAAAAGAAUGGUUUUAAACAGCAUUUGGGAAUUAAGUCUUUUUUGCCAGAAGUUAAAUGAGGUUUCCAAGACUCUGAACUCAGCAGAAACAGACCAUGUACAAAUUCCAUGCUUAUUUAGCAUUCCCAACUCCCUGUGUAAAUCAACAGCUCGUAUAAUAAAUA
Molecule: messenger RNA, 2491 nt
Organism: Trichechus manatus latirostris (Florida manatee)
Lineage: Eukaryota; Metazoa; Chordata; Mammalia; Sirenia; Trichechidae
Gene: ERP27
Product: endoplasmic reticulum protein 27
Exons: 7
Coding region: 947-1768 (273 amino acids)
Biological process (GO): response to endoplasmic reticulum stress; protein folding
Cellular component (GO): endoplasmic reticulum
Molecular function (GO): protein disulfide isomerase activity
Source: RefSeq, a predicted model, not a curated record